AGAGAAAGCAAAUCCCAUGUCUGAGGCAAGGCAUAUGUCUCAGUCCUGUGCUAGAAAAAUCACAAAAACAGAGAAAAGACAAGGAAAAGCUAGAGGAUAACAUGCAAAAACCCAACCUUCCCAAGAACCUCUCUUUCCACCUCCCAUGGAGCUCCUCCCCGCUCCCUUCCCCUCCCUCCUCUCCAGACACCAUCAAUUCCCUCCUCAACCCCACUCCAAACCCCGCCAUGGCCGCCUCAAAGAACCUAUCAUGGCGUUCGCGCAGGCUCCUCCCCUCCCGCUUCCGCUUCAAGAAGCGAGAAGCAGCUCCCACUCCCCUCGCCACAGAACCCGACCACCCUUCCAAGAACCAAGAACCCAUCCGCCGCCCGGUCCUUACCUUCGCAGUGAGCCCCGGAUUGUCUCGGAGACGAAGCUCAUCACGACGCACUCCUGUGCCGAGCGCCUGGACGACGCCCGCAAAGUGUUCGACGGAAUGCGCCGCAGGGACCUACUCGCCUGGUCAGCCAUGAUCGGCGCCUACGCCAUCAGGGGCAUGUACAGCGAAGUAAUCCAGCUCACGGUGCGCAUGGUUGGGGAAGGGGUCAUCCCGGACAGGUUUUUGAUCACCCGGGUUCUGCAGGCGUGCGCCUACGCCGAGGACCUAGAGCUCGGGGUGGCUCUGCAUUCCAUGGCCAUCCGGAGAGGGUUUAUGGGGAGGGUGAGAGAUGUGCCGGUCGGGAACUCUGUGCUGGCGAUGUAUGUCAAGUGUGGAGAAUUGGGGCAUGCGCGAAUGCUGUUUGAGAAGAUGGAGCAACGGGACUUGGGCACAUGGAACUCCAUGAUCUUUGGGUGUUGCCGGUUUGGCGAGUGGGAGGAGGCACGGAGGCUGCUCGACCAUAUGAGGUGCGAAGGUACAAAACCCGGGGUUGUCACGUGGAAUACAUUGAUUUCGAGCUACGCUAGGUCUGGGGACCUUGAUGUGGCCAUGGAACUGCUGGAGCAGAUGGAGGAGUCUGGAGUUGAUCCGGAUGUUGUCACCUGGACUAGCCUUGUGUCAGGUUUUGUCCACAGUGAUAGAGGAGACGAGGCACUGCAGUGUUUCAUCCGGAUGCGUCUUGCUGGAGUGGAACCAAAUGGUAUGACAAUAGCGAGUGCCAUCUCUGCUUGUGCGAGUUUGAAGUUACUGAGUCAGGGAAUGGAGCUCCAUUGCCACGCCAUUAAGGUUGGGAGUGUUAACAAUGUGCUCUCAGGGAACUCCUUGGUUGACAUGUAUGGAAAAUGUGGAGAAAUUGUUGCAGCUAGGAGAAUAUUUAAUGAGAUACCUGAGAAGGAUAUCUUCUCCUGGAAUUCAAUGGUUGCAGGGUAUGCACAAGCAGGCUAUUGCGGCAAAGCAUAUGAGCUCUUCUGUAAGAUGGAGAAUGAUGGUGUUCGGCGCAAUGUGAUAACCUGGAAUAUAAUGAUCUCAGGAUACAUACGAAAUGGGGAUGAUGAGAGAGCUUUUGAGCUAUUCCAGAUGAUGGAAAGCUAUAGAGUGAAAAGGGAUACAGCUUCUUGGAACAUACUCAUUGCUGGUUCAGUGCAUAAUGGUCAUUUUGAUAGAGCCCUAAGAAUAUUCCGGCAGAUGCAAUCACUUCUGGUGAGACCGGACUACAUUACAAUCCUAAGUAUCAUUCCAGCAUUUGCAAACCUAUUUGCGGUUUGGAAAGUACGGGAGAUCCAUGCCUGUAUUUUUCACCACAACUUAGAAAUGGAUGGCAAAAUUGCAAAUGCGCUUAUCAAUGCCUAUUCAAAAUCUGGCGAUCUUGCUGGUGCAUGUGCUGUUUUUGAUAGGCACUCGUCAAGGAACAUUAUUUCUUGGAAUUGCAUAAUUCUCACAUACUUGUUGCAUGGUUUUCCAAAUGAAGCAUUGGAUCGCUUCUGUCAAAUGAAGCAAAAAGGCGUGCUCCCAGAUCAUACAACUUUGACUGCUGUUAUCAAGGCCUAUGGUCUCAAGGGAAAUAUAUCUGAAGGGAAAGAAAUAUUUCUUAAUAUGACUCGUGAGUACAACAUAACUCCAAAUUUAGAUCAUUAUGCAGCAAUGGUACAUCUUCUUGGCCGCUCAGGGAGACUACAAGAAGCAUAUGAGCUUAUUGAUGAAAUGCCACUGAUACCCAAUUCAGCAGUCUGGGAGGCAUUUCUUACUGCAGCAACAGUUCAUGGGAAUGUAAGGCUGGCAUACCUGGCUGUAAGGGAACUGUCGCUGAUUCAGCCCAGAGACCCUAGAAUCCAAAGGCUGCUUUCUGAUCUGCAAAAUCUAGAUGGAAAGUUUGUUGAUAUGCCGGACAUGAUGGUACCCAACAAAGGAAGAGAGUUGGAUGAGGUUGAUAGUUGUUCAGUUGAAAUUAAGAACAAGGUCUAUUUGUUCUCACGUGGCGAUAAUUUUGUCUUAGAGCAUACAAUAGCUGAACUAAAAUUGAUGAUGAUUCAGAUGGGUCUCUCAGUGCCAAACAAUGGCAAUGGAACUCUAGAUGUUGAAGAAGAAACAGAAGAAGUAACUGGAAUCCAUUGUGAGAAGCUAGCGAUUGCUUUUGCGGUUUCUAAUUCCCCUCAUUUCAGAAGCAUUCGGAUAAUAAAAACCGUAAGGAUGUGUAGCCAUUGCCACAACUUUGCCAAGUUAGUUUCAGAGAAAUAUGGGCGGCAGAUACUGAUCAAGGAUCCAAAUUGUUUGCACAAGUUUGAGGGUGGAAAGUGCUCAUGUGAAGAUUAUUGGUGAAUACAACUGGCAUAAGUCUACUGGGCAAAAGAUAUUGUCAAGUGACCAUGCCCUAGCAGUGUCCUGUACAGGAAAUACACACAGCUCACCUCCUGAACGGAAUCUUCAAUUUGUUCGAAAUCAGUUACGCCAGUAGUUGCAUUGUCUUGGAAUUCCACUGAUACCAAAUAUAUCUUCAACAUCGGUACGAAAGAUAUCUUUUCCAAGAAUUAUAUCGCCAAACUCAGGAUAUCCUGUUCAAGAAUUAUAUCUCCAGAUAAAAAUCUUUAUUACUCCGGUAUCAGAAAAUACAAGCCAUUCUGAUGAUAUUCCCAGCUUCAGCGAGGCUACCACGGACGGAUUGGGAGAGUACUUCACCUCAUGUGGUUACUGAGCACUGUCAUGACAGGUUCAGAAACUUGUAUGUGGCAAAACAUUGAAGAAUUAAGUGGUCUUCAUUUUACACUGCUGUUGCAAAUAGGAAAUCAGACUUAAGAAGUUAGAACUUCAUAUUACCAUUAACCUUAGUGAUAGUGAGGCUACAAUAGCUUUUAGCUACAUUCAUUUGGUCCAUCCAGUACAGAAUGUAGCUAUUCAAUAUGAGAAAUUCGGGUUAUGUUGUC
Molecule: messenger RNA, 3336 nt
Organism: Phragmites australis (common reed)
Lineage: Eukaryota; Viridiplantae; Streptophyta; Magnoliopsida; Poales; Poaceae
Product: pentatricopeptide repeat-containing protein At1g19720-like
Exons: 3
Coding region: 146-2734 (862 amino acids)
Biological process (GO): RNA modification
Molecular function (GO): protein binding; RNA binding; zinc ion binding
Source: RefSeq, a predicted model, not a curated record